Opisthorchis viverrini is the source of this 1050-nucleotide messenger RNA. RefSeq lists its product as hypothetical. NCBI's taxonomy places the organism in Eukaryota, Metazoa, Platyhelminthes, Trematoda, Opisthorchiida, Opisthorchiidae. The transcript has 3 exons. Bases 1 to 1050 code for a protein of 349 amino acids. The record is from RefSeq and is a predicted model, not a curated record.
AUGGAUCAAUCGCCGACGGGUUGCCGAAUGGCUGGCUCGGGCGCGAUGCAACCAGGUCCCCUGCCCAAUGUGUUUGCGUUAGGCUGUCGCGUGCGCACUCUUCUUGGCACUUUGGAAUUGUCACGAGCCGCUUGUGGCGGUGAUGCCCUGCAAAGGUGUCUACUGUCUCCAUUUUUGUUCAACUUCGUUAUCGAUGAAAAGAUGAGGCGAACUUUGGAAGAUAUUCACAACCCCGGUGUCUACAUCGUUCCUAGUAAGAACCUCGUCGCAGACAAUGUCAUCUUUGAGGAAUCAGGCCGAACACAAGCACUGGUGAAUAAACUGGCAAACACCGCAACCCGUUUCGCCAAACGCAUUGCGCCUGCAAGGCUUGGGCACCCUGGUAUUAUCUCAGCUUUGUUGCUUCCUCCAAAUAGCAUUGUAACUAGGCGCCGAAAGGGUAUCAAAGGUGUCCUCUCCCCUUUCCUUUUCAACUUUGAUAUGCUGCUUGAAAUUUCUCUGCCUGUCUCUGAAACCUCGGGAGUUGAAAUGCUUCCGGGACGUUCCCUGUCAAACAUUGAGUAUGUAGAUGAUAUUGCUCUCCUUGGUUCAGAUUUUUUCCAAAUGCAAACGAUUUUAAGUAACCUAAAUUACUCUGUCGCACGGUUUGGCAUGCGCUUCACAUCUGCAAAGUGUAAAGUGCUGCUACAAGAUUGGGUGGGAUCAAACCCACACCUCAUGCUUGCAGGUGAGCCAAUCGACGUGGUAAAUAAAUUUGUUUACCUGGACAGCUGUAUGAGUUGUGGUGGACUGGUUGGAUAUACGAAUAUUUCUCGAAUCGGAAAAACCAGGGUAGCUUUUGCCAACCUCCGACACUUAUGGCGCCGACGUGACGGGAGUUUGUCGGUCAAGGGAGGAGCGUACAUUGCGUGUGAUCCAUACUGCUUUGUGGAUCAGAGACUUGGCUCCUAUGCGCAAAAGACAUACGGAAGAUGUCAGUGUUUGAUCACCGGUGUCUCCGCAGCAUUGGUCAGGUCUGGUGAGAACAUAGGGUUAGCAAUCCUAAGGUAA